Labeo rohita (rohu) is the source of this 1511-nucleotide messenger RNA. RefSeq names its product transmembrane protein 101 (gene tmem101). The record is from RefSeq and is a predicted model, not a curated record. Bases 39 to 806 code for a protein of 255 amino acids. Lineage: Eukaryota; Metazoa; Chordata; Actinopteri; Cypriniformes; Cyprinidae. Gene Ontology annotation, biological process: positive regulation of canonical NF-kappaB signal transduction. The transcript has 4 exons.
UCCCUAGGAAGCAGAUGAUACUUCCGGCAUCCUGAACCAUGGCUGCUGCAACUCGCAAAAAAGCUCUGCGAUUUUUCUCUCAGUUCGGAGCUUUUAUCUUGACCCGAUUCAGCUUCUGGAACUGUUUCAGCAUGUUGAUGCUGUUCGCGGAGCGCGCGGAUGUGAAACGAAAGCCAGACAUCCAGGUGCCUUACCUGUACAUCGAUUUAGGAGCUGCAGUGUUGUGUGCCAGUUUCAUGUCUUUCGGGGUGAAGAGGAGAUGGUUUUCUCUGGCCGCUGCCAUUCAUCUGGCCCUCAGCACUUAUGUGUCCUAUGUGGGAGGACAGGUCCAUUAUGGAGACUGGCUGAAGGUGAGGAUGUACUCCAGAGCCAUGGCCAUCAUAGGAGGCUUUCUGGUGCUGGCCAGCGGAGCAGGAGAGGUUUACAGACAGAAACCUCGCACACGCUCGCUGCAGUCCACCGGACAGGUCUUCCUCGGGAUUUACUUGAUAUGUGUGGUUUACUCGCUACAGCACAGUAAGGAAGACCGGCUGGCCUACCUGGAUCAUAUUCCUGGUGGCGAGAUCACAAUCCAGCUGCUGGUGGUCGUGUUCGGGGUGUUAGCGCUCGCCUACCUCUCGGGCUGCUACGUGCGAGUGGCUUCCCAGAUCCUGGCCGUUCUGUUACCGCUGGUUGUGCUGUUCGUCGACGGCAACAUCGGAUACUGGCACCGCACCUGCCGAGUGGAGUUCUGGAACCAGAUGAAGCUCAUCGGGCAGAGCGUCGGCAUCUUCGGAGCGGUGCUCAUUCUUGCAACUGACAGCUAAAGAUAUAGGGAUACCACGACAGCUCUGUACAGGCAGCGCUUAGGACAAACAGAGAUCAGGCAUGCGUCUCAGGGGAUCAUUUGCUGAAGAAAUCGACGGAGAUGGACUGAGAGGAUACAAUUCCCAGCUUGCUCGGAAGCACAGAGUCUUCAAAAGACUGUUUACAUUUCAUUUGUUUCCAUUUUUAAUGCAUUAUUUAAACAUUAAGAACGACUACGAGUCUUAAAAGUUAAAUUAAAGUUGAAUGAUGAACUAAGGGGAGUUUAGAAACACAUUAGUCAGUUUUGAUGUUCUUAAGCUGUAUAGUAAUGUGGGCUUUUUUCCCCAUGUUACCGACAUUUAAAAUGCCAUUGCAUUUUGUGCUGCUUGUAUUUAGUUUGCAUUCCUUAUGCGACUUGUUUGACAGCAUCACAGUGUCAAUUAAAAACAAUUUUGUAUGGAACCUACAAAAUCGUUUAAUUAUUGCAUGCUGUUUCUAGUUAGAUACAUAGAUGUUGUAAAUAUUACAACAGCAACUCAAGAAUUCACAGUGUGAUCAAACUGUCAUAAACUGUAUUGUAUAGUUUUGUCAAAAGUAAAUUUUGUACAAAACUAAUACUAAAACAAUAGCUUAAAAUGUGAUCUAAAUAACUGAAAACGAUGGCUCAGUACAUCAAAGGUCACAAUACUACAUGGUCCACUAGAAUCCACGUGCGUAUGUUUACA